AUGCAUUCGUGGCGAAUAUCAAAAUUUAAACUAGGGAAAUCCAAGGACGAUGAUAAUAGUGAAGAUGAGAAUGAAAAAUCGUGGGGUAAUGGCCUGUUUCAUUUCCACCAUGGAGAAAAGCAUCAUGAUGGCAGCCCGAAGAACCAUAAUCAUGAUCGUGAACAGCAUAUAAGAAAGAUCAAUACAAAUGAGACUUUGCCCAGUUCCUUAAGUUCCCCUAAAUUACGUAAUGAUGCAUCCUUCAAGAACUCAUUCGGAACCGAAAGUGUCAAUUCCAAGGCUUUUGAAAGGAAAGCAAGUGAAUCAUCGACAGAAACGAAAGCACCAAACUCAGCGUCCGGAUUAAUGACUGUAAAAGUGUACUCCGGAAAAGAUUUUACGCUUCCCUUUCCAAUUACCUCCAACAUUACUAUUUUGCAAAAGCUAUUAAGCUCCGGUGUCCUUAGUUCAUCACCUAAUGUUGCCUCGGAGGUUGAAACCAUAAUGAAGCAGUUGCCACGAUACAAGACUGUAGACCAGGAUCCAACAGGUGAGGGCUUAAUAGAUAGAGUUUAUGCUACUAAGUUCAUUCCUUCAACUAUAGUAUUGCCUGGUUCAACGAACCCCAGUCCAUUGCUCUAUUUCACAAUUGAAUUUGAUAAUUCUAUCACCACCAUCAGCCCUGAGAUAGGCACGAUGGAGCAACCCGUGUUUAAUAAAAUAUCGACAUUUGAUGUGACAAGAAAACUAAGAUUUUUAAAAAUUGAUGUCUUUGCAAGAAUACCAUCUUUACUCCUACCCUCUAAAAACUGGCAACAGGAAAUCAGCGAACAAGACGGAACAUUGAAUGAGAUUUUAAAAAAAAUAAAUACAAACCAGGACAUCCAUUUGGAUUCCUUUCAUUUACCAUUGAACUUAGAAAUUGAUUCUGCUGCUCAAAUAAGACUAUACAAUCAUCAUUGGAUUUCGCUAGAGAGGGGAUAUGGGAAACUGAACAUUACUGUGGAUUACAAACCUUCUAAAAACAAACCCCUCUCUAUUGAUGAUUUUGAUCUAUUAAAAGUUAUCGGAAGAGGUUCGUUCGGUAAAGUAAUGCAAGUCAGGAAAAAGGAUACACAAAAAAUCUACGCUUUGAAGGCGUUGAGAAAGGCUUACAUUGUAUCUAAAUGUGAAGUAACGCAUACGUUAGCAGAAAGAACUGUUCUGGCGAGAGUUGACUGCCCCUUUAUUGUUCCACUAAAGUUUUCAUUUCAAUCUCCAGAAAAACUGUAUCUUGUACUUGCUUUCAUUAAUGGAGGUGAACUUUUUUAUCAUUUACAACACGAAGGACGCUUUAGUCUAGCACGAUCCCGCUUUUAUAUUGCAGAAUUAUUGUGUGCUCUCGAUUCAUUACACAAGCUCGACGUCAUUUAUCGUGACUUGAAACCCGAGAACAUUCUACUGGAUUAUCAAGGACACAUUGCGUUAUGUGAUUUUGGGCUUUGCAAACUGAAUAUGAAAGAUAAUGACAAAACAGACACUUUCUGUGGUACUCCUGAAUACUUGGCACCAGAAAUAUUGUUGGGGCAAGGCUACACCAAAACCGUUGACUGGUGGACAUUGGGUAUUCUAUUAUAUGAGAUGAUGACAGGGUUACCACCUUACUAUGAUGAAAACGUCCCUGUGAUGUACAAGAAAAUUCUACAACAACCAUUAUUAUUCCCUGAUGGGUUUGAUCCUGCCGCUAAGGACCUGUUAAUUGGUCUCUUGAGCAGAGAUCCAAAUAGAAGACUGGGUGUGAACGGGACGGAUGAAAUCCGCAAUCAUCCCUUUUUCAAAGACAUUUCAUGGAAAAAACUGCUCAUGAAGGGCUACAUUCCUCCUUACAAGCCACUUGUUAAAAGUGAGAUAGAUACGGCAAAUUUUGAUCAAGAGUUCACUAAGGAAAAACCAAUCGAUAGUGUCGUAGACGAGUAUUUAAGUGCAAGCAUGCAAAAGCAGUUUGGCGGGUGGACAUAUAUAGGUGACGAACAAUUGGGCGACACCGUCUCCCAGGGAAAAAGCCUUCGUUAG
This is a messenger RNA of Saccharomyces mikatae IFO 1815, 2031 nucleotides long. RefSeq names its product putative protein kinase YPK2 (gene YPK2). The record is from RefSeq and is a predicted model, not a curated record. Gene Ontology annotation, molecular function: ATP binding; protein serine/threonine kinase activity. Bases 1 to 2031 code for a protein of 676 amino acids. Lineage: Eukaryota; Fungi; Ascomycota; Saccharomycetes; Saccharomycetales; Saccharomycetaceae. The transcript has a single exon. Gene Ontology annotation, biological process: protein phosphorylation.